This is a messenger RNA of Tremella mesenterica DSM 1558, 1248 nucleotides long. RefSeq lists its product as uncharacterized. Gene Ontology annotation, cellular component: extracellular region; cell surface. The record is from RefSeq and is a predicted model, not a curated record. The transcript has 11 exons. The annotation marks the transcript as partial. Gene Ontology annotation, molecular function: beta-glucosidase activity. Gene Ontology annotation, biological process: glucan catabolic process. NCBI's taxonomy places the organism in Eukaryota, Fungi, Basidiomycota, Tremellomycetes, Tremellales, Tremellaceae.
AUGUCAUCCAGUUUCGAUACUCGAAGACGUCCCUCUCGUCUGUUGUACGUGCUUCUUUGUUUUCAUACUUGGUUCGAAGGAAUAUAUAGUCAUACGAUACCCUCACGGAAUGUAGCAGCUUCUUUUCCUCUCACGUCUGGUGACCUCCAACCCAGGGCAACACAAGCUCCGGGUUUCGUGUGGGGCAAAGAACCUAUGAGGGGGGUUAAUAUUGGUGGAUGGUUAGUUCUAGAACCAUGGAUCACCCCAUCAAUAUUCGCACAUAAACCAAGUUGGGUAGUGGACGAAUGGACUUAUGGACAAUACAUGUUGACUCAGAAUAAUACCUAUGGAGAAAUUCAAACACAUUGGAAUACAUGGUUUCAAUUGUCAGAAUUGGAAGAUAUAGCUCGAGUGGGACUAAACACCAUACGUAUACAAAUCGGUUUUUGGUCGGUCAUACCACUACAAAAUGGAGAACCAUACUUGAUCGGAGCAUACGAUUAUUUGAAAAAAGCCGUACAAUGGGCUUCGACGUUGAAUUUAAAAGUUAUGAUUGAUCUACAUGGUGCUCCUGGGUCGCAAAAUGGGUUUGACAAUUCAGGUCUCCGAGGAACUCGUCAAUGGUUUGCAAACACCACCAACCUGGACCGUACUCUCACCGCACUCCAAGUUCUUACCCACGAAUUCACACAAGAAAAGUACAACAACACUGUCCUCGCUAUCGAAUUGAUCAACGAACCUUUCCCUUAUACCAAUGACGAAGUCCAGUUCUUACAAUCGUUUUAUACACAAGCUUAUCAAGCUGUCAGAACUGCCCAACAGGCCAAUACGGUGGUUGUAGCUCUGGAUGACGGGUAUCAGGGUUUGUACGCUUGGACAGGAUUUAUGGUGGAACCUGAUUAUCAUGAUGUGGCUAUGGAUACGGUGGCUAUGAACUAUUACGAUAAUCUCAAUUGGACUUGUUCACAACAACAAUACCUCAUGGAUUCGAAUGACGAUCAUUGGACGAUAGUAGGAGAAUUUACUCGGGCAAGGUAUGAUAACACUUUGAAUGGGAGUAUGCCAUUGACAUUUCCCGGGGACUGUUCAACCAAAACAGGUUCCGACCCAAGUAAAUGGGAUAACGAUUAUGUAGAUCAUUUAGCACGUUCAUUCGAAGCUCAAACAUGGGUGUAUGAAAAAGCAGUGAGUCAAAUUUGGGUAGCAUGGACCUGGAAAACUGAACAAGCAGCAGAUUGGUCAAUGCAAACUGGAAUUACAUAUGGU